Molecule: messenger RNA, 1026 nt
Organism: Rasamsonia emersonii CBS 393.64
Lineage: Eukaryota; Fungi; Ascomycota; Eurotiomycetes; Eurotiales; Trichocomaceae
Exons: 1
Coding region: 1-1026 (341 amino acids)
Molecular function (GO): methyltransferase activity
Source: RefSeq, a predicted model, not a curated record
AUGACAGAAUCCACUGCACAAAACGAGCCCUCUACACACGAGCCCUCUACACGCGCUGAUCAAAGUCAACGUCCCAUCGAAGUAGAUGUUAAGGCCACUGAGACAGAUUCUGCUUAUGGGAACGAGUUCUCAGUCUACAGUGCUUCUUUGACCUCAUCUGUGCUGGACUACCGCCACGAGAAUGGCAGGCGCUACCACGGUUACCGUGAUGGCAGUUAUCUCUUACCCAACGACGACAAAGAAUCUGAUCGCCUGGACAUGAUCCAUGAGAUGACACUAACAGUCAUGGAGAGAAAACUGUUUCUUGCACCUAUCGGACCAUCACCACAGCGAGUUAUUGACCUUGGCACUGGGACUGGAAUAUGGGCAAUCGACUUUGCGGACCAGUACCCUUCUGCAGAGGUCAUUGGUGUCGAUCUGAGUCCUACUCAGCCAUCCAUGGUUCCACCAAAUCUGAGGUUUCUCGUUGAUGACAUUGAGGCUGAAUGGGCAUACGAAAGUCCAUUCGACUUUAUCCACGCUCGUUAUCUGGCUUAUUCUAUCAAGGAUUUCAAGAAGUUGUUGAAGCAAUGUUUUAAGUACACGAAGCCUGGAGGCUGGGUGGAAUUUCAGGACUGGGACUCAAUGAUGAGGUCUGAAGAUGGAAGCACUAAAGGCAGCCACAUAGAGAGGUAUUCUAAGGAAGUACUCUCUGCUUUUGAAAAAGCGGGGUAUCCGACGCAACCCGGGCCGAAUCUCGAGCAAUGGUUCCGUGAAGCCGGGUUUGUGGACAUCCAUGUCCAGAAAUAUCGAAUCCCAAUGGGACCUUGGCCCAAGGAUCCGUAUUACAAAAAAAUCGGGACUUGGAAUUUGCUUCAGGGGGAGCCAGGAUUCGAGUCAGCUGCUAUAGCUGUGUUGACCAGAUUUGAAUCGUGGUCCCCUGAGGAAGUGAAAGUUCUCGCAGCGCAGGCUCUGAAUGAUGUCAAAAAUCCUAAGAUCCAUCCACUCUAUGACUAUUACGUUGUGUAUGGUCGGAAGCCAGAGUGA